This is a messenger RNA of Eupeodes corollae, 2830 nucleotides long. RefSeq lists its product as uncharacterized. The transcript is spliced from 8 exons. The record is from RefSeq and is a predicted model, not a curated record. NCBI's taxonomy places the organism in Eukaryota, Metazoa, Arthropoda, Insecta, Diptera, Syrphidae. The coding region runs from base 680 to 2605 and encodes 641 amino acids.
UACAUACAAUUCAAAAUAAAUAAUAAAACAAAUCCCACUGCUUUGACCGUCUAGUCGACCCAACGAUAUUUUAGUCAAAAACAAAAAUAAAAGGCGGCUUCGUUUCGUUAUCAUUUCACUUUUGUGUGCAAAAUGAAUUGAAUUUUGCAAAAUACUUUGUUUGGAAAAAGUUAACUCACUUUCAAGUUCAAAAAUGUACCUAUUUACAGUUAUAUAAUUAUCACCUUACUUAAGUUAAGAAUUCUAAUUAUUUUGAUCAUAUUUUAUUCGCUUAUUACAACGUUCUGUUAAGUGUCAAAAAAUAUACACACCUUCAUCAUGGCAUUAAUAAAUAUGCAAAGACAACUUUUAAAACAUUUAUUUACUUAGUAUUCUAUGCGCAAACAUCUCCAUUUUCCAUAGAUUUAAAUAUGUAAAGUACAAAUCAACAACCAUCUACGUCUUCUACAUUCUUUUGCGAAAAAAAUGUAUUUUUUAUCAUGUGAAUAAAUUAUUGAAAACCUUGGUGUUUGUGCAAUUCUUGUUCUGUUAAAUUUUAAACAAUUCAAGAAGAACGAAAAGAAGUUUAACUUUUUGUAAAGAUUUCAUCUUUUGCCGGAAAGUGGGAAGUUUUGUCCUGAAACUGCCGUUCAAAUAGAAUAAAUGCAUAUCAACUUUUAGAUUAGACGAGGACGUCAGUAUGCGCAAUGCACGAAAAUUUUUGCGCAGGCUCAUCUGGGCAACAUUGUUACUCUUUUUUGGAGUAUCUGCAUUAGGAUUAUUUUUCAAUGGACCCAGAGAAUAUGGGGAUAACAAAUUUAAACUGCAAAAAAUGGAAGAGUCAAUUAAAUCGCCAAUGAAUCAAGGCGAAUGCAAGAUUCCCGAUCUACCAAUAGAUAAUCCAGAGAUAAUGGCAUUUUAUAAAGAGACACAGAAGAUCGACUGUGGAGAUAGCCUUGAUGAUUGGGUAACAUGCGAGAAAUCUAUUUGCUUUGUAAAACCCGAGAUUACAGCGACCAAGGGUGAAGUGAUUUGUUCCUUUACCGAUAUUAUUCGAAAGACUGAUUACAAAGCCAAGUAUGGCAAAGUAACAAAAACUAAAGAACCUUAUGUUCUGCAGCAAUCCGACUUUGUAAAAGUUGUAUGUAGUGCUCAAAAUGGCGAUAGAUGGUACGGUAUGGCAUCUGGCAUCCGUGAUACUGUCCACCGAUCAGUAGAACAAACUGAAUUCCCGCUUUACAAUGUGCUUAUGCUUGGAUUCGAUUCGUUAAGUCGAAAUGCAUUCAUGCGAAAACUACCAAAAACAUAUGAAUUUCUAGUCAAAGAAGGCCAAGCUAUGGUACUGCAGGGUUAUAAUAUUGUUGGUGAUGGAACACCACAGGCUUUAAUACCUAUAUUAACAGGAAGAAUGGAAUUGGAAUUACCAGAGACAAGGAAGCGCAAAAGAAACUCGGUGUCAGUGAAUGCAUAUCCAAUGAUUUGGAAAGAAUUCGAAAGAUAUGGAUAUGUUACUUCUUUUAAUGAAGAUCUCCCUAAAUAUGGUACAUUUACAUAUCGUAUGAAUGGUUUCGAUGAACAACCAACCGAUCAUUAUUUGAGAACGUUCUAUCUGGAAUUAGAGAAUAUUAUGCCUUCAAAUAAGAAAUUUUGCAUUGGAUAUCAACCAGGACAUCUUGUGAUGCUUGAUUACACCAGAAAUUUUAUGGCAAAAUAUUCUGACAAUCCGCGGUUUGUCUUUAGUUUUCACGGAGAGCUCUCUCAUGACUCUAUUAAUAUAAUCGGCAGCGCCGAUGAUGAUCUCGUUGAAUGGCUAACCAACCUCAAAGCUAAAAGGCUAUUAGACGAUACAAUUCUAAUUGUAAUGUCCGAUCAUGGAAACAGAUUUUCUGAUGUUCGUAAUACACUGCAAGGCAAACAGGAAGAACGCCUACCAUUUUUCAGUUUUGCCUUCCCAGAAUCUUUUAAAAACCGGCAUCCACAGGAGUAUCGUAAUUUUCAGGAGAAUGUCAACCGUUUGACGACACCUUUUGACAUACACGAAACACUCCUCGACAUUUUGAAUAUUCAAUCAAGUGAUGACCGUUCAGCUACAGAAUCUUCAAAUUAUGUCCCUAGAGGAAUAUCUCUCUUCAAACCAAUUCCACAAAAUCGUUCAUGUGCAAGUGCCUUUAUCGAACCGCAUUGGUGUGCUUGCCUUGAUUGGCGUCAAAUUAACGAUACAUCAACUCCGCUAAUUAAAAAAAUUGCUCAAAGUAUUCUUACAACAAUCAAUGAUGCUUCCAAUAGCUUUCGAGAAGUUUGUGAGCCAUUUGAAUUAAAAUUAAUCAAUUGGGCAUUGAAAUUAACUCCGCACCGAGAACUUCUUAAAUUUAGAAAGAAUAAAGACAUAGAUGGCUUCCUGCCGGAUCUUUCAUCCGAUAUGGACAUUCAUGAGGAAUUCUAUCAGGUGCAAGUAACGCUUUCUCCUGGUGAUGCACUUUUUGAAGCAAGUGUAAGCUAUAAUCUCAAAGACUUUCAAGCCACGACAAAGCUGUCUCAAGUUUCGCGGGUAAACAAAUAUGGCAGCCAGGCAAAUUGUAUAUAUGACACAAAUCCCGAGCUGAGAAAGUAUUGUUAUUGCAAAUAAAUUAAAUCUGCUAAAACAUCUUUAAUCAGUAUUGAUAUUAAUGCAAGCAAAAGAAAUCUCUUAUACAUAAAUUAGUCAUGAAACUUCAUUUUUAUAAUUUAUUUUUUUCUAUAUAAAAGAUCAUGGCUUUUUGUACAAAAAUAAACUAUGUUUUUUUUAGAUUAAUAAAUUAAUGUAUUUAGGUUUAAAAUCUAAAUAAAUGUUUUUAUUAAUUUAUUUAUUGAA